AUGGCGUUCUUUGUUGCAUUUCACCAGACUGCAUUCACCACCCAAAAGGACUUCGGCAGGGAAGCUCGUGAGGCCGCAUGGGCAUCUGAGCAACGUACACUACAUGGCCUACGGUCUGUUGAGCCAAAGAUGUUUUUAGAGACCGCCACAUUUAGGGACAUUAAUAUCAUGGCAGAAGAAGCUAAAAGGCGUGCAGAGAUUGCAAGGCUAAGAGAGCUUCACACUCUAAAAGGAAAGGUGGAGUCUUUUGCCAAGCUGAGGGGUUUUGAUAUCGAUGCCAUGAACCAGAACUACACUAGACGCAAAUUUGUAGAACAGGAACUUGAGAAAAUGCGGGAGAAAAUUCCACUGCAUAAGAAACAGUCUGAGGCUGCUAAAGAUGCAAAAAUGCAAGUUUUAAAGGAGCUAGAGAGCACUAAGAGGCUCAUACAAGAAUUGAAAUUCAAUCUAGACAGAGGUGAUUGA
Messenger RNA from Ilex paraguariensis (yerba mate), 465 nucleotides. Lineage: Eukaryota; Viridiplantae; Streptophyta; Magnoliopsida; Aquifoliales; Aquifoliaceae. The record is from the annotation of a GenBank genome assembly.